GCGCUCUACAUGGGCGCGCUCGAGGCCACGCGGUCCGUCGUCGGCCCGGCCGCGCUCAGCCUCGGCGCGCCUGAGCCCGCUGCGUCCGCGGCCGCGGGCGCCGCCGCCGGGCUCACCGCCGCUGUUGCCGCGCAGGUUGUGUGGACGCCUGUUGAUGUCAUCAGCCAGCGCCUCAUGGUGCAGGGCAACCCGUGCCCGGCCUCCCGCUACCGCGGCGGCCUCGACGCAUUCCGCAAGAUCGUGGCCUCCGACGGCCUCGGUGGCCUGUACCGCGGCUUCGGCAUGUCCAUCCUAACCUACGCCCCCUCCAAUGCCGUGUGGUGGGCGACUUACUCACUGUCACAGAAGAUUAUCUGGAGCGGGAUCGGCUGCUACCUCUGCCAGUACGGCGUGGGUGUGCAAGAAAUCGAUGAGGGCGACGGUGACAUCUCAUUGCAACCAAGCUGCAAGACUCUCAUGGUGGUGCAGGGAACGAGUGCCGCGAUAGCCGGUGGCGCCGCGGCGCUUGUGACCAUGCCGCUGGACACCAUCAAGACAAGGAUGCAGGUCAUGGACGGCAAAGGCGAGCAGAUCACCAUUGGGCGGACGGUGCGGGAGCUGAUCAGGGAAGGCGGGUGGGGCGCGUGUUACAGGGGGCUCGGCCCGAGGUGGGCGUCCAUGUCCCUGUCUGCCACCACCAUGAUCACCACGUAUGAGUUCCUCAAGCGCCUCUCGGCCAAGAAGGGGCAGGAGAGUGGCCUUCCCUGACUUCUGUUGGCAAGUAUAUAGAUAGAUAAUGCAAAUUAGGUGCUUUCCCUUGGUUUGUUUGGUUCCUUUCCACAGCUUAUCUGAUCUUUCAGGUGUUGAAAAGAGAAUGGUGAUCAAGUGUGUGUAGAUAGUGUUUUCGUUUGUAACUCCAAACCAAUCAACGAAAUCCACUUUAUUUCUGCUA
Messenger RNA from Hordeum vulgare subsp. vulgare (domesticated barley), 931 nucleotides. Its product is annotated as solute carrier family 25 member 44-like. The record is from RefSeq and is a predicted model, not a curated record. The coding region runs from base 10 to 747 and encodes 245 amino acids. NCBI's taxonomy places the organism in Eukaryota, Viridiplantae, Streptophyta, Magnoliopsida, Poales, Poaceae. The transcript has a single exon.